Molecule: messenger RNA, 3438 nt
Organism: Formica exsecta
Lineage: Eukaryota; Metazoa; Arthropoda; Insecta; Hymenoptera; Formicidae
Product: cytochrome P450 4C1-like
Molecular function (GO): heme binding; monooxygenase activity; iron ion binding
Source: RefSeq, a predicted model, not a curated record
GGAUAAAGUACUUAUAAAUUAUUAUCCGUAACUGGUUUGACAAGCAAUCAUGAUUAGCAGAAUACGCAAUAAGAUCACAAAAGGGAAGUUAUAUAUAUGAUGUCAUUACGCGAUAAAAAUAGAGAUUAUAUGAUUACAUCUUACACAUUAUCUGAGAUGAAGGUUACUAUGUGCAUAUUGCAGCGUUUCUUAAGUAUGCGCGCUUAAGAAUUACUUAGAUAUACUAUAUAUACGCAAACGAUAAUUAGAUUAUAAUUAGCGUAUAUGUAUAUGCAAACGGAUUUUAUCUCGUAUCUCACUGUUAUUGCACGCCGGCUUCGUACUUUGUGCGAGUAUUUAUAUAUUGCUGGUUCGAAUAGUACAAAGCAAGAACGAGGCUUGAAUAAUAACGAUUAAAAGUGUAGUAUCAUUUCGUGAUUGAAUCUUGAAUUAAGAAAAAGUAGAAACCUUAUAUAAUUUCCUGCUUUUUUUUUAAAGGCAUCUAUUCUCUUCCUCUCUUUUUUUUCUCGAUUAUCUUGUUGUAUUUAAUUAUACUACAUUUAUAUAUAAAACAUGAUAAUUUGUGAUAUAUAAUUAGUGGUGAAGCACAGUGUUAUCUUUACCAAAAAUAUCAAAUAUUUUGGCGAAGCAUCAUUGUUUGAUCAUUAAGUGCUCUGACGUAAGGAACAGCUACGAGAAUGGACUUAAUUUUUUUGAUAUUGUGCACCUUGUUUGUUGUUUUAAUAAUCCCUACAAUUAUAUCGACAAUAUAUCAUCAGAAUGUUCUUCGACGAAAUCUUAAAAAUAUUCCUCAAUAUGGAAGAUUCCCUUUCAGUGUGGCAUUUGAAUUGAUGAAGCUGACGAGCUAUGAACGCACACUAUGGUUUUUGCAACGUAUGCUUGAUUUUAAAGAUGGAAUUUUCAUAUAUUGGAUUGGCUUGAAACCGAUGAUUAAUCUUUAUAAACCUGAAUUUUUUGAGAUUAUUUUGCCCAGCACCGUAAAUAUUGAGAAAGGAUUUCCCUAUGAGAUGCUGGAGUCUUGGUUAGGCAAAGGACUUCUAACUUCUACAGGAAAACAAUGGAACCAUGAUAGAAAAUUAAUCGGGCCAACGUUCCAUUUUAGUAUAUUGGACCAAUUUGCCGUGGUUAUGUCCGAAAAAGCAGAGAUCUUGACAAAAUGUCUCGAGAAAGAAAUAGCAAAGAAUCCAGGGAAAGCUAUCAAUAUUUUUCCGUUUGCUAACAAUGUUGCUCUCGAUGUUAUAUGUGAAACGGCAAUGGGAGUGGAUGUACAUGCUCAAGAAAUUGAAACCGAAUAUACCACAACAAUACAUAGAGGUUCUAAAUUAAUAAUCGAGCGAUAUUUUCGACCGUGGCUUUGGUCAGAUUGGUUAUAUAAUUUAGUGCCUUCAGGAAGAAAAUACAAUUCAGGGCUUAAUAUAAUACAUAAAUUUACGAAAGAGGUGAUACGUAAGAGAAAGAUCGCACGACAAUCGCGAAACGGUUCUGCGAAAUCGGAAAACGAGGAUGACGAACUUGACAUAGGUAAGCGAAAGAGGAAAGCUUUUCUGGAUCUGUUACUAGAUGAGAAUGAGAAGGCCGAAACUCCGUUAACUGAUGAUGAAUUGAGAGCACAAGCACCAGCCAGCGUAAAGAAACUGUCGCAGUUAAAAUAUCUUGAGAGGAUCAUAAAAGAAACGCUCAGAUUAUUCCCAAGUGUACCCAUAAUCACAAGGAAAUUAAUAGAAGAUGUAAAAAUGACAGGUGAUUAUAUGCUCCCGAAAGAUGCUACAGUCAUGUUGGCAAUCGGUUUAAUGCAUAAAAAUCCGGAAGUUUGGUCAGAUCCAACUAAAUUCGAUCCAGAUCGUUUUCUUCCGGAAAAUUCGAAACAUAGAAAUCCAUAUGCCUAUGUUCCAUUCAGUGCUGGACCAAGAAACUGUAUCGGCCAGAGAUUUGCUUUACUCGAAGAGAAAACGAUAUUAACAGCUAUUUUAAGAAAAUGGAGAGUGAAAAGUGUAAAAACGGCGGAUAUAGUUCUAAACGAAGCCGCUCUCAUUUUGCGACCAUGCGAAGACAUAUACAUCCAUUUCACGUCAAAGAAAUAAUCAAUUUAUCAGAAAAUGUUCAUUUCUCUUUAUUGUACGCAAUCUUUAUAAUUUUUCUCGAUUAUACGAAAUUUGAAUGUUUUCAUGUUAUUGUCAUUGUGCAUAUAGCAUACUAUAUGUAUACUAUAUACUUUUAUAUAUAGUAAUUGGGAGUGAUACGAAUUAUACGUUUAAUUAUUACGAAACAUCGAGCAAAUGCAUGCGUUAACUAUUGCAUAAUCAAGAGUAAAAAGAACAUAUGUGAUUUCUGAACAUUUUUUUCCUACGCGAAUGUCAUCGAUUGCUUUCAACACAACAUAUCAAUAAUAUAUAUCACAAAAAUGAAAGCAGACAAGCACACAGAUUUAAAUUGAUAUGAUAACCAUAAUAAAUUUAAAUUUAGUUGAUAUGUAAAAACUGGAUUAGUUUGUUACUUACAUUUUUUUUCUUUGUUUGGAAAUCUGUCUUGUAGUUUAUAUGUACAUUAUCUACAGAUAAAUCUUCGAAGAAAACACCACUUCUGCACAAAUUCUAAAUUUCGCAAAGAUUCAUAAGUCGGGAGAAUUUAAAAAAAGUCAGUUCGGCGUGUAUUCUCUAGAUUUUAGUGUAUCUUUAUACAAUCAUUAUCAAACCAAUCAUCUAAUAUCUAAUUUAAGUAAAUAUUUACUUUUACACAGCCCGCCCCAAAUAACUUCCGGUUGAUCUUGAUGUUAACCUUGACCUCUAAGGAGAUCAAGGUCAUUAAACUUUUCCGUUGCUAGUUAGUUCUAUCUACUUUUUAAGACCCAUUUUUCGAGAUCAAAUCUUUUUCGCUUUGCAUGAAAAGUUGGAAACCGUGGAAACCUAUAUGGAGCCGUACAAUUAUAGACCUUGUUCCGCACGUAAGCAGGGUAUGGGGUGAACCUUGCUUUUCCUUUCAAAGUAUGUGUGAGUCCCCCUCCCGUCCACACAUGUACUUUGCGAGAUCCAUCCAAUACUUACUUAUGCUUUGGACGCGAAACUAGGUUUAUAAUUAUACGAUUUCACAUGAGUUUGCAACUUUCUGUGCGAAGCAAGAUCCAACUCAUAUCGCCUUGUACUUCGGACGUGAAAUAAAGUUUAUAAUUAUACGAUUUCACAUGGGUUUGUAACUUUCUGCGCGAAGCGAGAUCCAUCCGAUAUCUCCCUGUGCUUUAUUCCUUCAUAACUUUUUGUUAUUAACCGAGCGACGGCUUGAUCAAUGACCUUGACCUUCUUAGAGAUCAAGAUCAAUGUCAAGGUCAACUAAAAAUCAUUUGGAGCGGAGUGUGUAAAGGAAAAUAUUUAUCCAAACCGAUAUCCAAAUAUACUAUUUUAACUCUGUUGGAAAAUAAAACAGGCUGUAACACAGGGUCAUAUU